AUGGCUACGCUUUUUGCGUCGAACACGGAUCAGAAAGAAGCCUUAUACCUUGAGAAAAGUUCGCCUGUUCCGAACGGCACACAAUCUUCAUGGUAUAGACUCAGAUCAUCUGCGGAGACACAGGUUGAGGGUAAAGUGGAUCACGCAAGAAGACAAAUACAUCCCACAAUCUCUCAUGAUGUGAAGGUCCGUGGCCGGCCGUAG
This is a messenger RNA of Letharia columbiana, 204 nucleotides long. RefSeq lists its product as uncharacterized. The record is from RefSeq and is a predicted model, not a curated record. The transcript has a single exon. NCBI's taxonomy places the organism in Eukaryota, Fungi, Ascomycota, Lecanoromycetes, Lecanorales, Parmeliaceae. Bases 1 to 204 code for a protein of 67 amino acids.